AUGGCUGCUCCGGCCUUGGAUGUUCGUGUCAUAUCCACCUUCACUGCGGUGCCCGAGGCCUCUAUCACCUCACUACUGAACAGUCCAACAACAGAGUUGGUUCAAGCACUCUUACAUGGCAUCGAGACUAGAGCGAAAGAGUAUGAACAGAAUAAAUCGCAAAAAGUAAAACUUGAAGUCGAAUUGGAGACUGUCGUCAGGACGAACGAAUCCAAAACAAAAGUCUUGCAAAACUCAAGAGACAAAGCCCUUGCCGAGUCAUCAAAACUACGCGUCGAAUUACAGACUUCUGAAAAUGCUCGGUCGCGACUGGAGACAGACCUGGAGCAAUAUCGCUCUGCGACUGUCAAUGAAACCUCCGAAACCAAUACUUUGAAGGCCCGCAUCAGUUCGCUUGAGUCUGCCAACCGUGAUACUCUUGCUCUUCUUGAGUCAAAGACAACCUCCUUCGAGAACUUGUCUCAGGAACUCUCCGCUCAGCAUCAGAAGGGUGUUGAGCUUCGCAAGCAAAUCACCGCGCUUGAACAAUCUACCCAGGCGGCCAACUCUACCGUAGCCUCCGCCAAAUUCAAAGAGCAGAGUCUACAACAAGAGGUUGAGAUGCUGAAGAAAAACAACGAGUGGCUGGAGAAUGAACGCAAGAUCAAGGCCGAUGAACACACUGCUUUCCGGAAGGAAAAGAAUGCUCGUAUCUCAGAACUCUCCAGGUCGAACGAGCAGUACAUUUCCGAAAUUGAAACUUUGAGACGAUCAGAGACUUCCUUGAAGAAUCGUCUCGAAGACCAGGCGACAAAAUACGAGGACCUGUUGGAAGAGAAGCAGAAAUUGCAAGAGGAACAUAUUUCAUCCGAAGAUGCUUUCAGGAGGGAGGUGGAAACCACCAAACGCCUUGCCGACUUACAACAAGCGACAGCUGAAACAGCCAAAGAACGAGUCAAAGAGCUCUUGGUUGCUCUUGAUGAAGCCCGUGCCGAUGCUGCCGACGAAAUAGGUGCCAUUCGUGCGGAGAGCGAGACCGAGCACGCUGAUAAAGUCGCCGCUGAAGAGAGGGUGGCUGAGCUUGAAAGUGCACUCGAACAAUUGAGAACAGAACUUGAAGACAGUCGCGCUCGACCAAGCACCCCACAACGUCCUACCAAUGGUGUUGGUUUCUCUACGCCUCUUCGACCUGGAACUCCCAGCGGUGUCUUCUCGCCGCACUCCAUCUCGAGACCAAAAGCUCAAAUGACAAUGACCCAAUUGUUCAGCGAGUACAAGAAGUUGGAAAGCGAACUGGCCUCUGAGAAGCGUGCUAGUGAACAACUUCGAAGUAAUCUCGAUUCGAUGGUUGAAGAACUUGAGAACAACAAGCCUGAGAUAGAGGAAUUGCGGAUGGAUCACGACCGUCUACAGACCGAGAUCAUCGAAAUGUCAACGAUUGUUGAUCAGGCGAACAGUGCUCGUGAGAGUUCUGCCAAAGAGCUAAGAGCGGUACAAGGAAACCUCGAAAGCAGAUCCAAAGAGGUUCAAGUGCUGGCUCAGCAACUUCGUGACUUGGGCACCCAAAUUCGGUUCUUGCUUAUUGAACAACAUAUCAAGGAGCACGGUGGCAGUAUGACACGCGAGGAUUUUGACCAACUCGAAGCCCAGGCUAAUCAAGCAAUGACGGAGGAUAUGGCAAAUCUCUCGGAAACCCAGCAGGUCAUCAACCAGCGCCUGAUAGUCUUCAAAAACAUCACCGAACUUCAACGGCAAAAUGAGGAUCAACUGAAGACCAUCCGCAAUCUGGUCAUCGAGCUUGAAAGCAACGAAGCCAAAGAGAAGGAGUUACAAAAUCAUGCCUUGCAACAAGAAUUGGAAGAGGCUCGUCAAAACAUUGCCACCUAUAAGGAUGAGCUCAAGUCUCAGAUGGCACAAAGUAAGAGUUUUGCGAAGGAGCGCGACAUGCUACGGAAUAUGCUCGUUAGACGAGGACAUCUUCCUGGAGGCGUUCAACCAACGGAUUUCUCAAAAUCUCUGCCGAUUCCAGCAGCCGAAUCGCCUGCUGCAUCUGUGACUGGGGAGUCGGAUUACGCCAAACUGCUCAAAGACGUGCAACAUCACUUUGAUUCUUUUAGACAGGAGUCGUCAGCAGACCGAACCACACUCAAGACUCAAGUUGAUGAGCUCAGUCGGAAGAACUCCCAGCUACAGACCGAAAUCAGCCGGACUGUUGGUCAAUUGACUGCUGCCAAUCAACGUUAUGAGAUGCUUCAAGCGAAUUACAAUUCGCUCAAAACCGAAAACGGCGAAAUUCAGAAGAGAUCAUGGUCUGCCAUGGAAAAUGCUACCAAGCAAGAGCUUAAGACUCAGCAAGUGGCCGAGGAACUCGUAGAAGCUCGUGGGCUUCUCGAUAGUUUGCGUCGUGACUCUGCGAAUCUGAAGGCGGAGAAGGAUCUUUGGAAGAGUGUCGAACGCAGACUUAUUGAAGACAAUGAAUCUUUACGCACCGAGCGUGGCCGACUCGACUCGUUGAAUGCUAGCCUUCAGACCAUGAUCAAUGAGCGAGAACAAACCGAGGCUGAAAGUCGACGAAGAUUGCAAUCGCAGACAGAAGCCCUCGAGACUGAGCUGCAAUCAGUCAAGCGACAGCUAAACCAGGAGCUUGAGGAGAGCAAGAAGCUAUCACUUCGACGUGAGUAUGAGCACGAUCAAAGCCAGAAGCGGAUAGAUGAUCUCGUAACAAGUUUGGGGUCAACGAAGGAGGAACUGGCCUCAGCCAAGACUUCUCGUGACCACCUCCAAGCCCGGGUGGAUGAGAUGACAGUGGAGCUUCGCUCAGCCGAGGAAAGACUUGAAGUGUUCACACGCCCUGCGGAGCCAUCAGUCGACGUCAACGCUACUGAUGAGGCUUCCCUUACAAAACAACAAGAGUUGGAGGUCGAGAUUUCAGAACUCAAACGUGAUCUUGAGCUUAAGAUUUCAGAGCUUGAACGAGCCAACGAACAGGUCGAGGUAUACAAAAGCAUCAGCCAAUCAAGUGAAGAACGGUUACAAGAGCUGGGCGACACAAAUGAGCAAUAUCGUGAGGAAACUGAAGCAGCUCUCGCCGAAAAAGACGCCAAAAUCAAGGACCUCGAGCAACGCGCUGAAGAUAUCUCCAGCGAACUCAGCACGACAAAUUCCGAGCUCUCGCGGCUACGUGACGAGCAGGCAGAAGCAGGCCGAAAAUUGGAUGAACAAAAAUCCAUUUUUGAGGCUGAUAUUGAGCGCUUGAAGGAGGAGGCCGUGAAAAGUGCCGAACAGGCCCAAUUUAACCUCGAAGCCUCGAAAAUUCAAGCACAAAUCGCUACAGAAGCUCAACAAAAUUACGAAAAUGAGCUUGUCAAGCAUGCUGAGGCUGCUAAGACCGUGCAAAUCGUUCGAGAAGAAGCCAAUCAAUUGAAACUACAGAUGGUAGACCUCAAGACUCAAGCCGAGACAGCCAAAGCCAAUCUCGAACAGAAAUCAAGCAGCUGGGACGAAAUGAAGGAUCGCUUCGAGCGAGAAGCUGCUGACCUGAAGAAACGCCGGGAAGAAGUGGCAAAACAAAACAACCUCCUGCACAAUCAACUCGAAAGUGUCACACAACAAAUAAGUGCUCUUCAACGUGAUCGUGCCGCCCUAGCAGAAGGCCAAGACAGCGAGCCUUCUGGUCCAUCGACAGCCGAAUUGGACAAGCUACAGGAGGUCAUCACUUAUCUUCGUCGUGAAAAAGAUAUCGUGGAUAUGCAAUAUCAGCUCUCGACUCAAGAAGCCAAGAGGUUACGACAACAAUUGGACUUUACUCAAUCUCAGCUUGAUGAAACCCGCCUCAAGUUAGACCAACAACGACGCAUCGAGGCUGACGCAGAGCGCAAUGCUUUGAGCCAUAAUCAGUUGAUGGAUACUCUGAAUGAGCUCAACCUCUUCAGAGAAAGUAGCGUCACUCUCCGUGCUGAGGCCAAGAGAUCUGCUCAGGUUCUCGCAGAAAAGUCUACCCGAGUUGAAGAGCUUGAAGGUCAACUACAGACUUUGAAUGCUCGAGUAGCGGAACUCGAAAAUCUAGUCGAGUUACGAGAGGGCGAAUUGAAACUGAGUCAGGAAGACCGGGACCAUUGGCAACAACGAACUCAGAACAUUUUGUCGAAGUAUGAUCGAGUUGACCCAGCAGAUCUGGAGGCUCUAAAGGAAAACAUCAGCACUCUCGAGACCGAACGUGACGAGGCACGCAACGAGCUGAGUACUGCUGCUACAGAAUUGGAUCAAGCUAAAGCCGAGUUGCAAACACAAAUCGAUGGACAACAAGCAGCGAUCAAAGAGUCUAACGCGGACUUGAGAUCGCGGUUAAGCACUCAGUUCAAAGAGGUCGUCCAGAAGAAUAAGGCCGCCCUCAACGAGGUCAAAGCUCAACUCGACGCUGCAGUAGCCGAGAAAGACUCUCUCCAGACUGAACUUGACUCUACCAAAGAGCAAUUGGAAUCGUCUCAAGCACAGGCUGCGGCAGUACCGCAAGCUCAGGUCAAUGGCGAUCAUGGAAAUGCACCGAAUGAAGCCUUGAACGAGCGUAUUGCUGAGCUGGAGGCGAAGGUCACUGAGCUUGAGACCGCUUUAGCGGCGAAAGAGAAAGAACUCGACGAAUUUCAAUCAACGCAGGAGGAGAAAUUCAAGUCACGCGUUGCUGCAAUGGAGAAGGUGCUUAAUGGGCGUCUGAAGGAAGUCAAGCAGGACGCCCAAGCAUCUAAGGCUGCGGCCCUCGAAGAACUAGCAACUAGACUCAAUGCCGAACAUGAGCAAGAGCUUCAAGCUGCCAGAACUCAGGCAAAUGCAACAGCACCUGAAUCUGCAACUCCCACAGAUAAAGCCAAUCAAGCUUCUGCACCGGAAUCACAACAACCUGCAGACGACAUCACCCAGCCUGAAAGCCCUGCCAUAAAAAUCGAAAGCCUCCCUAACGAGGUAUUGAGUGCGGGAGUGACCAAACCACAGUUAUUGUACUUGGCUAAAUCGAACCCAAUGAUGAAGGAACUUGUUAGCAAUACCAUUGCAAAACGAGUUGACCUAGAGAAGCAAGCUUUACAAAAAAAGUUUGAAGAAGAAAGGGCGAUGGCCAAGGAGAAUGGCCAAGUAUCUGAGCAGCCUAACGAUCUAGAAGAGAAACUGCAGGCUCAGAUAGAGGCAAUCAUCCAGGAGGAAGAGGCUAAAUUUAGCCAAGAAAAAGAGAACUUGGUGAAACAACAUCAAGAUGUCCUGGCUCGAGAGAAACAGUCCUUGGUCAUAAAACACCAAGAAGAACUCAGCUCCCAGCAGCUUCAAUUUGAUGAGGACUCACAAAAGAAAAUCGCAGAGCAAAUUAAGAAUGCCGAACAGCUCUGGGAGAAGCGAGGCGCAGUUAAGCUCAAUAUGGCUCAGAGAAGCGCGCAACUUGCUAAUGCCAAGAUCGAGGUUGUGAAGAAGGCCGCUGAGGAGACACCCACCAAGCCAGUGAGUGAGGUCUGGGAGAUCGCGAAAGAUGCGAAACCAGCUCCAGCACAGCCAAAACCUGCUACGCCCUUACCAACGGCACCUGCAGUACCAAGCUCUGCGCCGGCGCCAGCGGCUGUGGCCACCCCUGCCGUCCAGCAACCACCUGUUCAGGCCGAGUCAAAGACGGAAACGGCCGUUGCCCCUCAGCCGCAACCUUCGAGUGUUGAUGGUGUGGGAGAACCCAAGGCCACAGCUGCAGCAGCCCAGGAUAAACCUCUUCAACAAAUCCACCCUGUGGAAUCUAUGAAGCCUCAGCAAACGCAGGCACCUAAUGCAUUGCAACAAUUGCAGUCAGGCAUCCCUCGUGGAGGAGCAUCUCGCGGACGUGCAGGGAGUGGCAUACCUCGAGGUCGAGGAGGCGCACCCAGAGGUGGACGUGGAGGAAAUCAGGGCGGGAAUGCCCAACAGGCAAAUCGAGGUGGGCACGCACCGGGAAGUCCGAAUCGAGGAGGGCUUAAUCCACAAGCUGCGCAAUUCAACCCUGGAGGAGGAAACAAGAGAGCCCGAGAUGAUGGUGCAUCAGAGGAUGCCAGUCAAGGCAAGAGACUUCGAGGAGAAGCAGGCUCGACUUGA
Messenger RNA from Exophiala bonariae, 6075 nucleotides. RefSeq lists its product as uncharacterized. The coding region runs from base 1 to 6075 and encodes 2024 amino acids. Gene Ontology annotation, cellular component: nuclear pore. The record is from RefSeq and is a predicted model, not a curated record. The transcript is spliced from 2 exons. NCBI's taxonomy places the organism in Eukaryota, Fungi, Ascomycota, Eurotiomycetes, Chaetothyriales, Herpotrichiellaceae. Gene Ontology annotation, biological process: mRNA export from nucleus; protein import into nucleus. Gene Ontology annotation, molecular function: structural constituent of nuclear pore.